Molecule: messenger RNA, 2106 nt
Organism: Rhagoletis zephyria (snowberry fruit fly)
Lineage: Eukaryota; Metazoa; Arthropoda; Insecta; Diptera; Tephritidae
Product: probable serine/threonine-protein kinase DDB_G0283337
Biological process (GO): Notch signaling pathway; membrane protein ectodomain proteolysis
Cellular component (GO): plasma membrane
Molecular function (GO): metalloendopeptidase activity
Source: RefSeq, a predicted model, not a curated record
ACGAAAAUUCUCAUGUGCACGCCAUUCUUACCAGCGAUAACCUGCUCGAUGGCACCAUUGAAACGGCCGAUGAGCACUAUUAUGUAGAACCUGCGCAACGCUAUUCCCGCGAAUUGCGGGCAGCGGGUGUGCACAGCGUCAUUUACAAAGUAAGCGAUGUGCAAAUGCGCAAGACUGCUGCGGCAGAACAUUGUGCCAGCGAACGAUUGCGCCGUGAUAUGCUGCUAAGUGAUUUGAAGCGACGGAAAGCGGCCACGGCCAAAGCGGAAGUGCCAAAAUUGCUGGAGCGGCACAAACGUUGGCUGCCGGAUGAGUUGGCCACAUCCACUGAUGACCAUCAAAAUCCGCCGCUGCCAUUGGACUUGGAUGUCCCUUAUAAUGAUGAUUUCAGCAUAUUCGCGGGUGGGGGUACGCGUAAUCGAGAACGAGAACGAGAACGAGACGGGGAAGGGGAACGAGAAAGAGACAAUCGCGAUGCCGCAGAGAUCACUACAACGAAAACGGCUACUAACAAUAAUAACAAUAACAACUACGAUGACUACAACUACAAUAGGGAGCGGCAACGGCAAAAGUAUCAGCAAUCGACAACAACAACAACGUGGCGUAAUGCAGCUACAGUCGAACAAGAUGCAAGCGACAGAUAUGGCGAUUUGCUGCGAAAUAUAAACACGGCCAACAACAAUAACAUUAGUGGCACGAAUUCGUCCACCACUGGCGGUGGCAUACAGAAUCGCAACAUCAUUGUGAACAGUUAUAAUCCGGGCAACAGCAACAGCAACAGUAACACUAAUUACAACAACAAUAAUAGCAAUAAUAAUAAUAACAAUGGCUUACGCAAAACCUAUGCAAAGCACAAGAAUAUCAUUGUUAGCACCUACAAUAAUAAAAACAACAAUAAUAAUAACAAUAGCAAUAAUCGUUCGUACCCCUACGACUUUGUCAUAAAUGAUGGCAGCAGUAGUGCAAAUGGCAACUACAAUGACAACAACAACAACAACAAUCGCUUCGAUACGAGCAACUUUUUCAACGCCAAUUGGUCGACUAUGUUCACCAACAACAACAACAAUAACAACAAUGAUCGCCCCAGCCACAAGACGCACGUCGAAAUUAUAACAAAAAAUGGCGCCACCAAGAAACCCAACAUCAUUGUAAACAAUUAUAACCCAGAUAUAAUGCUAGUGCCAAAUCCACAGAGUCCACACUUCAACAGCAUGUUGAUGACAAAUUUAUUGAGUGGACGAGGACGCGAUGCCGCAUACGAGACAAAUUCCAUCGAUAGCGGCCGCUCGAUGUACGAUCGCAAAAUCACCUGUAUGCUAUAUCUACAAGCCGAUCAUACGUUCUUUCAGAAAAUGGGCUCCGAUGAGGCCAGCAUUGAAGCGAUUACGCGGCAUGUGCAGCGUGCCAAUUCGAUCUACAAGAAUACAGAUUUUAACAAUGAUGGCAAGCCAGACAAUAUAACAUUUAUGAUUAAGCGUAUCAAGGUGCACAAUAUGAAUGCGAUCAGGGAUCCAAGUUAUCGAUUUCCAGGCAAUUAUGGGGUAGAAAAGUUUCUGGAACUAUUUUCAGAGGAAGAUUACGAUGCUUUUUGUCUGGCAUACAUGUUUACAUAUCGAGACUUUGAGAUGGGUACCUUAGGCUUAGCUUGGACUGGUGACCUAAAAAAUGCCGGUGGAGUUUGUGAGAAAAAUGGACACUACCGCGGCUCUCUUAAGUCCCUAAACACUGGCAUUGUGACACUACUCAAUUAUGGUAAACAUGUUCCUCCGGCUGUAUCGCAUGUGACAUUGGCGCAUGAAAUUGGACAUAAUUUUGGUUCACCGGUAAGUUGAGCAACUAGAGAGAGCGAGAGAGUCAAGAAAAAAUGUGGAAAAAUUAACUCUUUCAGUACCAAAAUUAACCGUUGACGAAAAAAUCUGAAAAAAAAUUGUAAACGUGCUAAUUUUUGAAUCUUUGAUUUCAAAAAGACAAUUUUAUAUAACUCUUACAAAAAAUCGGUACUACUUUAGUCAAGGAUAUCACAUAUUAAUUUUGGUCCCGUUUGGAGUAGGUUAAGGCGCGUCGCACAGGGGGCAAAGUUCAGAUCACUCUAUGAAAACGUCUUAA